Messenger RNA from Caenorhabditis auriculariae, 5127 nucleotides. NCBI's taxonomy places the organism in Eukaryota, Metazoa, Nematoda, Chromadorea, Rhabditida, Rhabditidae. The record is from the annotation of a GenBank genome assembly.
AUGGAGGUUAGUUUCAGGCUUUUUAAAAAAAUUUAAAGCUUCCCGGAAUUCAUUUAUCGGUUCAAAUAUAGCGAAAAAAAGUUAUAAUUUUCAAAAAAUGCCUCAGAAUCAAGUCGAAAAAUGACAUUUUUUUUCUUCUAAUUUUUCAAAAAAAUCCCAAAAAAAUCCAUAAAAAGCUUUUAUAUGAUCAUGAGAAUCAUAUAAAAAAUAUUUUAAACUAAAAAAAGGAAAAAAAGAUUUCCAGAAGCUCGGAUUCAAAGGCAAACGUGUGGAAAGUGGCCCAACUCCGACAUUACCUGAAGCUUCACGGGUUCCGCUUGGGCCGAAGAAAAAGUCGCCCAAUCAGCGGCCCAAGCAGCCGCUUUUGGACCGGCGUGAACCGUUUGAGGUUAAGGAGGCCAGAGUGAUCCCUAUAGGGGUUAGGAGGAAAACAGACCUAUAGGGGGGACAAAAAAGUGCUCAGAAUAACGGGGAAAUUCAAGGGGUCACUACGGGGUUUUAGGGUCUGAUUCCUUAGCCGCUAAAGAUCAAGUGGUCCCUAUAGGAGUCUUUCAAGUUUUUUGUCUUAUUUUAAAACGAGAAAACAGACUUGGUCAGACUCCGUUUGCAAGCUCUAGUGGCCCCUAUAGGGGUUUCUGUGUCUUUCCAAGGGUUCUCCUCGAAGGGGGCGUGGCUUGUCUGCGCUCUCCACCAAACAAGCACUAUUUCCUUUUUUUUAAAAAUCGUGUCAGGACCCUUUAUUAGAUGGCACAAGCCAACAGUGAAUCAUCUGUAGCUUGAGACGCUAAGGGGCGUGGCCUGUCUGCACUCUCCUCCAAUUAAGCACUAUCUCCUCUCUCAUCGUGUCAAGACCCAUUUUUCGAUGCCUCAAAAAUCACCUAUAAACUAGUAAUUUUUUGUAGGAACGCAGAAUUUUGGAGCAUUCUCGUAGAUUCAGUCAACUCGAGGCCUUGGAUCGGGAAUGGAAGGCUUCAAAAAGCCGGAAAACUCCGCCCCCUGGAUCUUAUGUCUACUUCAAUAAGAAGGGUUCGUUUGGGAUCUCUGAAGCCUCAAAACCCUUAAAGAGUCACUCAAGGCGAUGCGGUCGCGUCGCGGUUUUCGGCGGGAAAAAUGAAAUUCAAAUUUUAAAAUAAAGAAAUUUAGCAUUCUAUCACUAUUCCAACUCGAUUUUUGCACUAUUAGUCGGUCGAAAAACUGAAAAAAUCCUGAAAUGAUCACUUAAGGUCACUGCAGUAAAGCGUUGCGGUCGCGUCGCGUUUUUUUGGCGGGAAAAAAAUAAAAUUCAAAUUUGAGAAUGAAAAAAAUGAGCAUUUUAUCAUUUUUUUCUAACCUUUUUUUGUACUUAGAGCGAAAAAAAUUAUCAGAAAAAAAGGUGACCCGAAAUUUGAAUUUUCGUUUUUCCGCCAAAAAAACCGCGUCGCGACCGCAACGCGUGACUACCGUAGCUAUUGACUUUUAAGUGACCUUUAAUUUAAUUAACGAGACAAUUGGCGUAAGUUUAAGUCGAAAUUUACAUAAAAUUAAAAAAAUUUUUAUGCGCUGUUUUUCGGAAAUGGCACCAUAUAAAACAAAGGGAAAAUGAAAAUCCCCCUUCAAAAUCAAAAAAAUUGAGGAUUUCCAGCGGAAUACCGUAGCCCGGCUGGCCUCUACUCCACAAACGAUCAACCGGCCGGCCAUUUUGUCCGAUAUCCGGUCAGUUUUGAUUCAUUUCCUGUUGAAAUUUUCCAUUUUCUUCAUUCCUUCUUCGAAAAUUGUAUGGUAUUUUGUGAUUUGUUGAAUAAAUCUUUGAAAAAAAAGGUUUUUCGAACCUUUUUCUGUGUUUUUUUCUUCUUGCGUUGAUUAUUUUCAUUUCCAGGACUUUUUUUUGGACUUGGUAUGCUAAUUUUGGUAUUUUUAACGUCAAAAUAUUUUUUAAAUCGUAUUUUUUUAUGGUUUUUUUAAAAAUCUUUUUUCCGAGUUUUUGAGCGUUAACAAGUUGGAAAAAUUCCUAGGAGCCACUUUAGGGAUUUGACGUUUUAGUGACCACUAUAAUAGUCGACUAAGCGGUCACUUAAGUGGCUAAAAAUUCGAGGCCUCUUUAGAAGUCUAAAUGGUACUACUAGAGCACUAAACUACUAUAGUGACCACUAAGACGGGAAAUAGUCUAUAGAGAUGGUUUAGUGGCCACUUAAGUGUCCUUUCCAAGUAGUUUUUGUGAAGCCUCUUAAGUAAUCCCUAGAGUUUUUCACAGAAAGUCGAAAAUCGGUCUUUUAAGAUUUUUUUUUUCUCUUCUAAGUUUCAAGUCGAGUUUUAUUGUCUUGUUGCUCUGAAACUUCAUUUUUUUUUUCUAGACAACUUUUUUCAAAUUCAUGCCUUUCAGAAUUGUGAGGAUGUCAUUAGAAAGACUGAAGAGGUGGCAAUUUUUAGAUUUUUUGAUAAUUAGCACCUUUUCUUUGAAAGGAAGACUCAUUAAAAAGAUUUUUUUCGAUUUUUAGAGACUAAAAGGCUUAGAAAUCACUCAAAAUGUCGCUUUGAAUCUAGAUCUUUACGCAAAAAAGAAGAAAUUUCGAUUUCUAGCGAGGUUAACCCUAGAUUACAACAGAAUAAGCUAAAAAAAACCUGAUUUUUUUUUUUGAAAGUUCAGAGACUUAUGAGUAUCCCUAGAGCGCUUAAGAAGCCCCUUAGAAGCUUCAGAGUGGUCCCUACAGGGGCAAAUUUCUUUUCAAGUUUCUUCUCCCACUUUAGGGGCCACUAGAGCUUGCAAAAUGGCCACUCUAGGGGUCCCUAUACGUCCUAUAUAAAACAUAAAGACCACUAGAGGGACCACUCAAGCUUCAGGGGCUUAGAGGGACCACCUACCCCUAUAGGGGGCACUUUUUUGUACCCUAUACCCUAUAAGGACCACUCUGGCGUUCCUAAGUCAAGUUAUAUUCAAUUUUAACAUCCAGGAAGGCUUUCUAACUUUAAUUUACGACAGCUUGAGCUGAAGACCUUCUGGGGACCACUUUAAUGACGUCAGAACUUUUAAGUGAUCCCUAGAAUCCGGUUUUUACCGAGGUCCUAAAAGCUUUCUCCUCGGACGUUCCGGACGCUUCUGGGCGAUUCUAGGGAUCACUUAAGAGCGCUGAGGCUACUAAAGUGGUCACUAGAAAUGCCGUCCGAUUCGCGUCCUCAGACCUUGGUAACGCGAACGGGACGCGAAUCGGACGUGUCGGGGCAUUUCUAGUGACCACUUUAGUAGCCUCAGAACUCUUAAGGGAUCCUUAGAAUCGCCCAGAAACGUCCGGAGCACGCCCGUUUCGCGUUACCAAUGUCCGAGUCGUUUGAAUAUCCUCUAAAUAUUUAUCCAUAGAGCGCAAAAGCCUCUUCCAUUCAAAAAGCUCUAUCUUGAGAAAAAAAAAGAUGGGCUUUGAUAUAUACUUUAACUGAAGCGAAGAAAGGCCAACUGAAGCCCUGGCAACGGUCCAACCUCUCUCGAAUUUCCCUUAUCUCUCACUUCUUCAUCUUCUUCCUUCUUCUUCUGGGAAAGUGCGAAUGCUCCUUUUUCCUUCUUUCGCAGAGCUUUUAUCAGAAAUUUUAGUUAUAAUAGAGCUGAUUAAGGCUAUUUAUCGCUUGAUCAGCCUAGAAAAGUUCAAAAAAUAGGUUUUUCAGUGCAAAAUUUGGACUAAAGAACGGAUCGACUUUUUCAAAACUCCAGGAUUUGAAAAAGAGAAUUUGAAUUAUAACGCCUAAAAGAGCCUCAGAUUAUCCGUGGAGCGCAAAAAAGUUCUUGCCCAAUCUUUUUGGCGGCUUUUUUUUAUUGGCUCCUUUUUGAAAUUGUUUCUUGCCGCGAGAAUUAUUUUUGUCCCUCAAUUUCUAAGAGCUUUUUUUUUUAAUUAUCCAUGGAGCGCAAAAAAAAGGCGUAGCUAAUAUUUUUGACGGCUGUUUUUCUUUUUUGGAACUGUUUGAACUUUUCUUGGGGUCAGGCUUUUUUUGAGCUUUAGCUAUCAAUUUCUAUUCUUUUUGUUUGUUUCCCACGAUCUUUUAAGUUCUUCCGUCUUCAAGAAGCUCCGAUUAUCCAUGGAGCGCAAACUGUCUGUUUUUCGUGGCCGUUUUUGUUCGGAACUUAAAUUUGAAUUUGUUUACGGUCAGGUUUUUUUUGAGCCCUUUCUAUCAAGUUUUACAGCUUUUUCUUAUUUUCCACAACCUUCCAAGUCCAUCCGUAGGCUUUCAAGAAGCUCCGAUUACCCAUGGAGCGCAAAAUAUCGGUUUUUCGCGGCUGUUUUUUGUUUGGAACGGUAAAUUUGAAUUCUAUUGAAGUCAAGUUUUUUUUGAUUUCCUUUUAUCAAGUUUCAAGCUUUUGAUCAUAGCUUACAACUUUCGAAUUUCUUCUGCAGCACUCCAAAAGGUUUUGAUUAUCCAUGGAGCGCAAAAUAUCUGUUUUUCGCGGCUGUUUUUUGUUCAGACCAGUAAGUAGGAAUUUUUGAGCCUUUUUAGCUCUUCCUAUCAAAUUCUUCGAGUUUUUUUUGGUUUUUCACAAUCCUCUAAGCUCUUCUGUCUUCAUGAAGCUACGAUUAUCCAUGGAGCGCAAGAUAUCUGUUUUUCGCGGCCGUUUUUUUUGGAACAGUUCAUUUGUAUUUUUAGGUUUUUUGAGCUCUUUUAUCGAAUUUUACAAAUUUUUUUGGUUUUUCACAAUCUUCCAAAUAUUCCCGUUUUCAAAAAGCUUUGAUUGUCCAUGGAGCGCAAGUUAUCUGUUUUUCGCGGCUGUUUUUUCCAUGUCGUGUGAGUCUAAAGCCCUGAUAGGGGCCUUUUCGACCUGCCGCUAUCUUUCGGUUGGAAAGAGAGCAAAAAGCGCGGAAGAAGAAGAAGAAGACGGGAAAGAGGACGGACUGGGCCGCGCCCCACAUACACAGCACUCGAAAAGAGCACGCGAACGGAGAGACGCAGAGACAGGGCCGAGACGGCCCCGCAGCGAUUAGAGGCGUCGCCCCUCCGCCAGUCUCCCGCGCCUCUCCGCCUCCACACCCGAAGGCCUUCCCCCAUCGAUUCGGCCGGCCGGCCCUCCGAGUCUUAUUUUUUCAUUUUUCGACCCUUUUCAAUCAAAACUCCCACACGGAGGUCAUUUUUUUGGCUCAGAAUUUCUUGGAAUUCUCUCAGAUUACUCCUUGA